UUAUUGUUUUGUGUGUUAACAGCAGUCAGUCAGCUAUAGACGUCCUUGCUGGUUUUUCACAGUUUUGUUAUUCAUUGCGAAAAAAAGACACAAGAAGAAAUAACGGUGUUUAACGUUAGGCUGUUGUCAUCGUAUCUCUGGAAAAUAAGAAAAGAUCUACAACUUUUUCUACUUAAACCUUGUUCGGGUAUAAGAAUUUAUAUACAUAGAGAGCUCUUACUUCUAUCUACCAGCGGCUGUGCGAUAUGUUGUUGUUGAUUUAACAUUCGACAUUAACAGUUUGGGUUUCUUUCGUUCGUUAUUUGUGUGGCAAUCGAAAUACAAAACGAAAUAAAAGAGUAAAACGAAAGCGAGACGAAACGAAACAAAACGGGACGAAGGAUAUCAUUGCGUGUUUUUGUGUUGUAUAUUGAUUUAAUUGUUGCUGUUGGCUGAAACGAACGACCACCAUUCAUCUGCAGAUAUCUGGAUAUAUACAAAGCAAAAAAGGGAAGUGGUGAACACAUAACACACACACACACACAUACAUAUACCCACACCCCCACAAAAAUCACAUCGUAAGCCUUAGUGUGUUGGCUUGUGUCCGUUGGAUUGUUCGCUCUGCUCGCGGUUGGCUGGUUCAUUGAUUUGUCAUUCGCGUUUGUUAGUGUGUGGAGUAGCUGAUAUUUGGUGGAUUUUACCCUUUGGCAUAAUCCAAAAAAAAAAUUAAAAAGAACAAAACUACAACAACACCAAGCAACAAAUAAAACAAAACCACAAAACAAUUAGUUAACAAUGUCACCAUUUAUGGAAAGAACAUUACUUUUGGUUGCCUUCUUGGCAUGCCUGCAUGUUUCAACGGCUUUGAUGUGUUACGAUUGCAACAGUGAAUAUGAUCGCCGUUGCGGUGAUCCCUUCGAUCCUUAUUCGAUAGGUGAAGUUAACUGCAGCAAACAGGAACCACGUGAACAUCUUAAGGAUAAGGUGCCAGUUUUAUGCCGCAAAACCGUACAGAAGGUUUAUGGCAAGGUACGCAUUGUACGUGGAUGCGGUUAUAUACGCGAUAAUAGCACCGAUGAUGGUACGUGCCUAAAACGUUCGGGUACUCACGAUGUACAGGCUAUCUAUUGUGCCUGCACUACAGAUUUGUGUAAUCAUGCCACCUCAACACUGAACAACAACAACUAUUUGAUACACUUAAUGCCCUAUACACUAGCUGCCCUCUUCAUAAUGUUCUCAUGUAAACGUAUCAAUCUUCAACUCAUCUCCUCCUCCUCCUCAUAAAUAUAGAAAGAAAACACGGACAGCAGCAGAAGCAGCAACACCACUGCAAGCAGUUACAUAUAUAGCAAAUAAGGAAGAAGUGUGAAUCAACCAGUUAGAAGGAAAGGGAGUUACAUAUAUAGUACAUUGCUAAAGAAAGUCAAGAAUGAGGGGCGCAUAAGAGGUAAACAUUAAAUCGAAUCUAUAAAAACAAAAACCAAAAUAAAACCAAACCAAAAACACAGCUAACAAAAAAAAACAAAAAACCAUAAGAGAAAAUUUACGCUUGACGAUAAAACAAAAUUAUAAGAAAAAACAUACAAUGAUAGAAAAAGACAAAAAGAAGAAGAGCAAAUGAAAAGUAAUAAGUUGCAAAACCAAAGAUAAGAAUAUAAUAGGAUAUUGAUUAUCUGAAAGAGGAUAUAAAACCAAACCACAAAGAAAUUCUUAACAAACAACAACAAACGAACUAUAAAUUUUUUUAGUUUUGGGUCUUUAAUGAAAAAAAAAAAAACAAUUAAUUAAAUAAUUAGUUAAUUUUGAAGAAUUUUAAUUUUCUGGGGAUAUUUAGUUCUUCUUCUUUUUAUCAGUUUUAUAUUAAGUGUCAGACAUUCAGUCGGUCAGUCAGUCAGUCAGUCAUUUAAGACGUAACACUUUCUACUCAGCCGUAAAUUGCCAGUGAGAGUCUCUCAUUUCUGCUUAUCUUUGUUUCGAUUAUGCAAGUUGAUUUGUGUAAGCCGUGUGUGUGUGGGAGUGUGUAUGUGUAUGUGUUCUAAACAACCCAUUAAGGUUUUCUUUCCAUUAAAAGUAAUGAAAAAACAACAAGAAUAACAAUAGAAAACUGCCUGAAAUUUAAAUGAAACAAACACCUUAAGUAAUAUUAAUUAAUUUGUAUCGUAUGUACUUACAUGCAUUCUCCAUUGUUCAGUUUAUUACAUUUACAAUUAAAUAAUAAUUUCGUUUUAAAUUAAGUAAAAUUAUACAAUGUUAUGAUUGUUAAAAGAGGGCAGAAAAUUCAAUUGAAAUUAUGAGAUGUGGUAAAUGUGGUUGUACAAUUUAAGCCUAUAUUGACAUCCUCAUAUAAAUUUGUAAUCAUUUUAAAGCAAUAAGUUUGUUAAAGUGUUAUCCACAGCCACUUUGAUAAAAGUUCACAAAUGUUGGUUAUAAGGGGCACAGGGAAAAAGCAAACAGUUUUGGCCGUAUGCUUACACACACAUUUACAAAUUCUUCCCAAGACUGAGGGCUUACGUCUUGUGUACAUUCACACUAAUAUGCUAUAGUGUGUCCCAUCUCUGGCUUUAUAUGAUCUCUUUGAAAUAGAUAAUGGGACCUUCCCACAAUCUAUCAUUUCGGUGACAUAUCAAACUAAUGAUAUUUAUCGAAUUUAUUUUAAAAGGUUUGAGAAAUGGUACACCGAAAGAAAAAUUAAUACCAAAUGUGAUUUUAUCAAUACCUUAUGGCACAAACAAUAAAUUAAACAACACCGCAUGCAUGUUGCAAUCCAUUAUACCAUUUGGUAUUGAAUUAUAUAAUAGCGACAGUUAUUGAAAAAUAUAAUACCAACAGGUAUUGAUGACAUACCGCCUUUUUUCUUUUUUUUUCUAUCAGUGUACAAAGUUUUGGAUGAUUUUAAUAAAGAGUGGUUAAAUUUUAAAUGCCGAUAUUGAUUUUGAAUAGCUUAAAUGCGUUGUGUGAUUAUGCAUUUUCCAAUAGUUUAAAUUGAGUUGGUCUGAAGUUGAGAAAUGCCAAAAUGGAAUGACAAAAACAAAACUUGACGUUUAGGUGCGAUUCGCAUUCGAUAUCGUCUCUUCAAAUUUAACCACCCUUUAUUAUAUAAAGCCGGAGAAAUGAUACACCGAAAGAAAA
This is a messenger RNA of Stomoxys calcitrans (stable fly), 3108 nucleotides long. RefSeq lists its product as uncharacterized. The transcript is spliced from 4 exons. Gene Ontology annotation, biological process: regulation of synaptic transmission, cholinergic; positive regulation of voltage-gated potassium channel activity; sleep. Bases 775 to 1263 code for a protein of 162 amino acids. The record is from RefSeq and is a predicted model, not a curated record. NCBI's taxonomy places the organism in Eukaryota, Metazoa, Arthropoda, Insecta, Diptera, Muscidae.